AUGUCAUCAGUCAUUGAUGUACCCUGCACGCGGAAGAACAACCCCUUCUUCUCGAAGGGAAACCACCAGCGCGAAACGCCUGCCCCACCCAUCGACGAGUCUAUGGUGCGAGAGCGUCUCUCCGCAAACCUCCCCGACAGCUUCAACUACCGUCGCAACACGCUAAAUACAGGCAGAGGUCGCCAGCGUCGCAGCCACCGGCCACACUCGCGCAGCAGCAGCAGUAACAGCUCCAACUCUGACCGAAACGCUACUCCUCCCGGCCGCGCAGGGCGCAAUGGCCCCGGCAAUGAGAGACGCAGCCGCCCCCCUCACACACACACGCGCACCUCCUCGAGCACCUCCAGCUCCAGUCCCCGCAGCAGCUCCAUGUCGAGCAACGGUGACGAGAGCUACGCCUUCCACGCUCGGCUGGUCAAGGUUGGUUGCAGCGCGCACGGUGGCGAGUCUGCGGCGCUGUCGCAGUGCUGCGACACGGUGCGCGAUACGCUGCAGCUGCUGGAGCGGGCGCAGCUGCGCACCGGCGACGGCGACGGCGGCAACGGCUUCUUCUGGCUCGACCUGCACGGUGUGCCGCCGCCGCCAGAACUGCACGACGCGGGGUGCGGCGACGCACCCAUGAGCGCGCUGUGGGCGGCGCUGGGGCUGCAAGCGUCGACAGUGCACACACUCGCGGCGGUGUGCGAACAGCGGCAGGCGCACCCGCGCCCCGCCCGCUCCUCGCUCGAUAACGUGUACGAGGAGGAGUUGGUCGGUCUCAGCUCCCCGGCUGACCGCGUGCUGCAGGUGGAGCCGGUGCAAGGGACGUCUGUAAAGCGCACAUCGCGGGGCGGCGUGGCCGAGCCGACGCACUACGUGGCGCUGGAGCUGGCCACGCUGCUGACAUCGGUGCAGGCGUCGGAGGCAAUGAGCGAGGCAGCAUGGGAGAGCGCGCUGCUCGCGCGAGCCUCCUUGGCCGAGUUCGCCAACGAGCCUCUGAACGACCUGACCUGGACGGAGAAUUUCGCGCGCGGCAUACGCGGCCUUCCUGCUGCUGCUGCUGCCAUGAACCGAUACGUCUCCUCUGUCUCGUCUUUCACUCUCCGCCAGGUCACGCAGGCGUCGCUGCACGGCCGGGAAGUGGCCACGACGCCGCUCAUCACGUCGAUCUACGUCGUCUGCUUCCCCACAGGGUGUGUGACGUGGUGCCCCGCAAGCACGCUGGGACUCACCAGUGCCGACCGCCGUGCCCAGCGCAGCGCUCCGGCAGCGGAGGGGCAACGACGCCGGCGCCGAUCACCGCACGACCCUCACGAGGACGCCGCAGCCGAACGCAGCCGCUACGAUGCGCUUUACAUGGGCGGCGGUAACUGCGAGGAGGUGCAGUACGUAAAGUCGUGGGAGCAGCUGCAGGCCUCGGUGUUCAGUCGGCUGCGGUACAUGAGUCAGCUGAGCAAGGGCACUGCCUCCCCCUCAUCGCCGCACGCACGGCCUGCCGGCACGUCGGGCGAGCUCUCGGCGCCACCGAUGAGCGCGUCCGCAGGGUCGGUGCUGUGCACGUCCGUUUUUGUGUCGCUGCUUCUCUCCUCCGUUUGCUACGCCUACCUCCCGAACACUGUCAUGUUUUUGGGCGAGGUGGACACCAUCGACUCCAUGCUGCCCCUCAUUGAACUGGAUUGCGAGAGCGACCAGGCGGAUGCCCUGCGCCGCGUGCUGCUGCUUCGCCGCCGCCUCGCAGUGCACAGGCGGCUGCUCUUUCAGAAGAUCUGCCUGUUGGAGGCGCUUGACCGGCCAACGAUGCACACAGUUGCGCGCUUCAUCCGGUCGCUCACGUCGCCGUCGCGGACGGCACGCGACUCUUGUGCUGGCAGUGUUGCAGAUCAGUUCAAGAGUGCGCAACAAGGUGCAGCAUCAGGAGGAGUGGGCGGAAGCAGCCUCACCCACCGCAUCCACACCGAAGUGCCGUGGGCCAAUGUUGCAGAUGAGCAGAUGGGCGACAGAACAGGAAGCGGCAAGGGCUUUGAGGCCCUCGACGCACGCGGCUCGGAUGGCGUUGCUCCGCCGAAUAAUCCAAGCAACUGCCACUUGGCCCAACGAGUCACGCAGGGAGCAACACCACCACAACACCACAUGAUGACAUCGCCAUCCCUCAACGCGAUCCACAAGAGCAUCAUGGGCGUUCUGCACAACCUCGAAGCGGCGCGGACGGUGAUCGGGAACGCAACCCUCAUCUACAACUCGAAGGUGAGCUUCACCAACUCCCGCACCAGCGAAACAGCCGACUAUUACUCGUUGUUCUGUCAGUACGUCUUGCUUGUUCUGCUGCCACUGAAUAUUGUGGCCUCGCAUUGGGGCAUGAACUGCCCAGUGCCCUUUAUGCGCGUGGAAGGCACAACACCAUUCUGGAGUAUUGUGGGCGUGAUAGCUUUCAUCAGCGUUGCCGGCACCAUCUUCCCCAUCUACGCUUACCUGACCCGGAAAAUCUACUUGAUAGCAUAA
Molecule: messenger RNA, 2478 nt
Organism: Leishmania major strain Friedlin
Lineage: Eukaryota; Euglenozoa; Kinetoplastea; Trypanosomatida; Trypanosomatidae
Exons: 1
Coding region: 1-2478 (825 amino acids)
Source: RefSeq, a predicted model, not a curated record